Messenger RNA from Anneissia japonica, 5431 nucleotides. RefSeq lists its product as uncharacterized. The record is from RefSeq and is a predicted model, not a curated record. The transcript is spliced from 10 exons. NCBI's taxonomy places the organism in Eukaryota, Metazoa, Echinodermata, Crinoidea, Comatulida, Comatulidae. Gene Ontology annotation, cellular component: plasma membrane. Gene Ontology annotation, molecular function: protein binding. The coding region runs from base 253 to 1938 and encodes 561 amino acids.
CUGUUAUGAGAGAAUAAGGUUGGCGCGUAGCGGUCAUUAUCAUCGUAGGUCAUUUUGUAAAUAAAACGCCGAGGACACUACUAAAACGCGUCAGUUAAUGCUAGGUUUCUGAGUGAUAGGAUCUCAUUGUGAAAUAUAUAGGUCUAUACACUAUUUACCCCAAUUUCCGUUAAUAAAAACGUCUCUUUUUUGAAUUUGGAGUUUGGAUUUUUAACUCACAGAGGAAUACUACUUGGACAUACAGUACGGAAUAUGACUAAGUUAGCAAGAAAGACAAUAUUAAUUAUUUUAAUAUUUACCAGUCUUAUUCUUCUGGUGCAAAGCACAGAAACCUGUGGUGCAAUUUAUUCUGGAUCGCCAUCAAAGACCGACUUCGGUGAUUUUACUAUAGCUUCCAGUUAUUUCCUGUCACAUCAUGGGACCAUCAAGCAAGAUUUAAAUUGUACAUACAGACUGAAUAACUUGGAUAAGCAAGGGGCAAUACUACUUUAUUUUGACUAUUUUUAUUUGAAUGACAAUGGGAUGCUUAGACAAGGAGAUACAUUAAAGAUAUCCAACGACCCUGAUACAUACUAUUCGUACAAAACACCUCAGCCUCGUGUCUAUGAUUCGUCAACGUUAAACUUAACCUUGACGUUGCACCACUCAACACGUGACUCGCAUAUUGGCUUCAAAGCUUGCUACAAGUUUCUGUCGAAGGAUCAGCGACUGGCCUGGGAGAAAGCUGACAAAUAUAUUGGUUCUGAGACUGUGCCACCAUACCACGGAGGCUUAAUAGACCAAACGUUUCUUCCUUUGGAGGGAGAUGCCAGCGUGUCACCGAACAACAAAGUUCACUAUACUUGGUAUAUCCGUGGUACAACUGGUUCUACUAUACUGCUCAACUUCUUAAAUAUUGAAUUAAAAGCAAGUACUCUUGAGGUGUGGGAUGCGGAUGAUUCCAAGGUACAAAUCCAAAUGGGCAGUAUACGGUCUCAAGCGAACAUCGACCAAGGAAACCGUCGUUCUCUGUUAUCCGAUGGCAAUUUUAUCUAUGUCCGAUGGGUAGGAGAAGCAAGGCAAGGAGACAGUAUUCAGGUCGCUUAUGCUUUCAUCAAGAAGGAGCAAGAUGGUGAUGGAGCAUGCGGUGAGAUGUAUCUGCCAUGUCAGUUUGGCGCCGAUUCUGUGUGCAUAUCGAAUGAACUGACGUGUGAUGGGAUAAACCAUUGUCACGACGGGGAGGAUGAGGAUGAACUUUUGUGCCUGACCAAAACAAGAAGUGUUCAAGUGGUUAGUCCCACACCGGAAUAUCUGUGCCCAGACGAGUGCCUACACGGGGGCUCCUGUACAGAACUGGGCCGAUGCGCAUGUGCUUUUGGAUUCUAUGGCUCUAGAUGCCAAUAUCCAGGCCAAUACCCUAGCUACUCGAACAUUGCUGCUAUUAUUGGCGGUGCCGUCUGUAUCUUCUUCCUGCUACUGUUAUCGUGCAUGGCGUGUGUUGCGUACAUCCGUGGACCGCAGCCAGGCAGGGACAUUAACGGGAUCCCACAUUUGAUAAGUGUCGAACCAAUUGGAAGGAUGUCAUCGUUUGACGAGGCAGCAGCCAUCGCUCAUAGUGAUCUCCCACCAUGUUACCUCGAAGUAGUAUUAAGUAAAAACUACCGCACAGCAAGCACCACAACGUUAACUAAGAUCGACGAGUGCGAAGAGAUGCCCGAUCAGCCCCCUUCCUAUGAGCUGGUUACAUCUUGCGAUAAACCAGACGCAAAGGUUUUAGAGGUACAGUUGAACGCUGAGACAUGCCAACCGGAAACAAGAAUAUGGGAGCACAGAAGUAAAUCAAGAAAUCUUGUAAACGCAAUGAAGAAAAAGAAAAAAACAAACAACCCCUUUUGUCAACACUGCAAUAGACAAUAUCGACAUGAGUGUCGUGUGAACGAAGACUGGGUUUGCUUGUGAACCAGAUCUCUACUGUAAAUAAACAUGUAUAUUGAUUUGUAUAAAAUUUUGUAUAUUUCUGAAUGUAAAAAUUUUCUGUGUAUGCAUAACAUUUUUAUAUGAAUUGUAAAUUCUUUUAAAACUUGUUGUCUAUUAAUGAAGUAAUAUUUUGUUACGAAUUUAGAAUUUGUGUUCUAUUGAUGGUGACAGUUUUGUGUUGUGUACAAAAUGCUAAGUGCUAACUCAUUAAUUUAGUUACAUGUAGUCUUAUUUACAAGUUGAAGUUAUAAUCAUAAUUAAUUUUAGAUGAUUUUAGAUGAAGAAUGUUAUUUUCUCAUAUGGUUACCAUGUCAAUAUGGUCACCAUGCCAAUGGUCACCAUGUCAAUAUGGUUACCAUGUCAGUAAAGUUACCAUAUCAACAUGCCUACAAUCUGUAUUUUCUACAGACAUUACCCAAGUAUUAACAAAAGCAAAAACUUUCAUCAUCAGAAAUUACUUAUUGCAAACAAAUCUAUUUCUAAAGAUUUAUUUCACCAUUAUCCAUAUAAAAAAAUCUGCAACAGAAAGAUUGGGAUAUCGCAGGAUAAGGAUUAGAAUGUGAGAUCUCAUAGAUGAUGUGUUAGUGAGAGGUUCUGCAGAUCUGUGGAUUUAAAAAUAGGAAUGCACAUUAAAAUAAGAUCUUGAGGAAACAGCUUCUUAAGUAAGUGCUUAAGAUGUACGAUGCAUUUCCUUUGUCCAUAGAAAGCAAUUCUUUUUCGAGCAUAACUUCGUAAUUUAAUGAAAAUGAACUUUCUUUUUCUGGACCGCAAACAAAUGUCAUUAGGCUUUUGUCUAAGUGAAAUCUGAAAUGUUAGAAUUUCAUCCCUUGAUUUAUAUUAUUGGCUUCCAUAUAGGAUAUUAAUUGAGCUUUGUAAGUUUAAAUUCUUAGCAACAUGUAUCAUUUUCAGUGAGUCAUUGAAUGGAUUGUUACUGAUUGUUUGGUUAUUGUUUUGAAAUGGUGCUAUAACAGAAAUUGCGUCAAAGUAUCUGGUUAGUGGUAUGAAUCAGUAGUGGGCUUCAUAAGUAGACGACUACAUUUAUCACUUCCCGAGAUCUCAAUUACAAAUUGAAAUGAUCUAAAAAAUUAAUUCUUGUAUCCUCAUUACUCAUUGCUGCUGUUAUUAAUAUCAGCAACAAAUAGAACAUUUAAAUUCUUAGUUUAUAUUUAAAUGCAACAACAAAUUCUGUUUAAGUCUGGUUUCGCUACUGCAAUUUUGCAGUGUAGCGAUUUUAAGAAAACAAGAGAAUGUUUUAAUUCUAAUUUAUAUUAUUUUAAAUAUAAGCAAUCAUCUCUCACCAAAAAUACUGGAUUAAACCAGUAAUGUAUUCUAUCAUUUUGUUUAUUUUCUUGUUUUACGAUUUUGAUUAUGUUUUUAUGUCAAGCCAGAUAUUGGCAAAGAUUAAAUCAAUGCAAUUAGAAAUUUUACAAAUGAUGUUAUCUUGUUAAAAUUGUAUCAAUUGAUGAAUAUAAAAAUACUUUGUCACUUUAUAUUUUCCAUGAUCAUAGAUUACAUUUAAUCAUUGUUUCUAUCAGUGAAAAUUAUCUUAGAUUAAAAAUUGACUAUUAGGUGAUCAAGAUCAUAAGAUUAAAAUAUUAAAGAGCCUAUAUGUUGCCAUGGUGAUCAAUGUAAAAUAGCAGGGUGUAAAUACAAAUUAUAUUCUAGAAUUCUUACAAUGGUCAUUCCGCUUGGAGUGACUGUUAAGUGUUGAACACUUUUACCAACCAUAUUCAUGUUUUCUUUUAAUUUUGUGCAAUAUACAAUUGAAAACUCAUUGAAUAGAAAUGCAAAUCCUUUCCCUCAUCUUCUCUUAACCAUUUAUUACCUCUGUUCUGCAUCUAGGCUAACCUCAUCUAUUUCCCUUCCCCAUCUAGGUUAACCAUGUUAAUACCUCUUCCAUUAAGCCAAGCCCCUUUUCUACACAAUGUGUUAAGCUUUCUCUAUUGAAUCUCCUAUGUUUCCUUGUUUUUUUAAAUCAAGGCAGACCCAUUAACAUGUUGGUAUCUACACUAUUCCUGUAUCCCAUCUAUUCUUUGCUGUAUCUAGGCUAAGAGUUACUGGUUAACCAAAUUAUGUCACUCAAUAACGUGUAUUAAUGUGCAACUGAUGAAACAUUUAAUUAUGCAAAUGAGAUUACAAACAUGAUUAUUAUUUGUGUCUGGACCUUUCACUUGAAAUGAGUACCGUAUUAAUGUUUACAGUCUUAUACUAAUGAAGACAGCGUAUGCUUCAAUGGUUUUAAAAACAGCAGUACUAUAAAUUGUUGGACUGUGGCCCAUAAAAACAGUUGCCCCUAGAAACAAAGGUCAUGGCAACAAGUGAUAUAAAAACAAAUGUCUAUGCAGUUAACUUAUAGAAUAAUCCUAAUAUUUAGAGCAUUUUAUUAAAUGUUAAGAAAUUGUUAUUUUAUUAUAUUAAGGGUGGGUUGGUUGUAUCCUUUUAUCACUCACUCAGUCAACUCUUCACAUUUUUACAGUGUAUGUCUUCAAAAUUCUCGAAAUAAAAUAAGAUUUUUGUAAGAAUUCAUAUAUAAUUGUUAUGUUUAAUAAUAUUACAGUAAUUAAUUAAUGUUAUUUAGUAUUAUUAACAAUAAUGUUAUUAUGUUUGUUUACAAAUGAACUGUGCUUCCUAUAAAUGAAUGUGCAUGUUAAAUAAAACUUUGUAUAAAAAAUGGGAAAAAACUGUAUACAAUAUUAAGCAUGUUAAAUUUUCAUCUUGCAUGGGACUGUGGGAAUCAGUUAACAUGUGUUCAUAUGGAGAUGAUUGUAGUCAAAUGCUGAUCACAGUAGUGGCCAUUUUGGUAUGUUUUACUAUGUUUAUUGUGCAUUCACAUUAUGGUUAUUCUCUUGUGUUUUAUACAUUUUGAUUUGAGUACUGUUCACACACAGAUGAAAAUAUCCAACUGCAAAAUGUGUUGAGGUGUACAUGACAGCCCUGUUCACAUUGUUGAUCGUUUUCAUUUGUGUGUGACCACUGUACUUAUGGAUUAAAACAAUCUAAUACUGAAGCAAAACAUUAAAUACUCAGUAAUUAUGUAAAUGGAUUUUAAUCAAUGUCGUUACUAACAACUUUUCUGCCAAUUUGGUAAUUUGUUGACCAUUAUGAAUUUUGUAUUUGAUAAUUAGGGUGAAAAAUACUUUCAUCUUUGUUAACAAAAUAUUAUUUUAGGCUUGUGCUCUGUCGAUUUUCACUCACUAGCAUCUGGUUUCUUGAAAUCACGCAUGGUUGGUAGUGUUAGUUGAUGAUGCAUGCAUCCGUACGGUCAGAACAAUAUGUGGUGAUAAUUCUUUUUUCUAUUUGAAAACUUAACAGUAUUUUUUAAGUGUUUUCUCAAAUCGUCUUUAUUGAAUCAACUUUUUCGAUAUGUGCCUUACUUAGGAUAGGAAUGCCAAAGAAGAAGUUGUGUUUCUCAUUGAAUUUUGUUUUCUAACAUUGACAAGGUAUCUUUAUGAAUAAAUAAAAAUAGAACACUACA